UUACUCUCUCUCUCUUUCCGUUACAUUUUGUAAUUAUAUGUUUAUGUUAUAAUUAUAAAUUUGUUCCUAAAUGAAAGAUAUGUCUUGUCCGGCCAUGUUCCGAUCCCUGAGCGCCGCCGCCGCCGCCGUCAUUGUGAAAAUGGGCAUUUGUGUUCCUUAUCACGCUAUAGAGAAACCACCGGUGGAUUCCCGGCGGCGGGGGUCCUCUUCGUUGUCGUCGUCGGUGAAGGUGGUGGACCUGGAGGGGAGGCUUGAGGAGUUCCGGCAGGCGGUGACGGCGGAGGAGGUGCUCUCCCGCCACCCGGACUGCUACCUGUGCAGCGCAGACAACAUGGUGGUGAACUCGCAAGCGCCGCAGCUGGCGAAAGACCACGCGCUGCAGCCCGGCCAAAUCUAUUUCCUAAUGCCACUCUCGAGAUCGCUAACGCCACUCUCUCUUGAAGAUUUGUGCGACCUCGCCAUCAAAACAAGUAGAACUGUCGACAUCGGCGCUGAUCCAUUUCUCCAUGGAUGCAAAAGAUUGAGGAUUUCUGAAGAUGGGAAUUGCAGGAAUUUUGUCACUUCUUGAUUUAUUUAUUUGUUUUUUCUGUAUUUUUUAGAGGUGGAAAUUAUUUAGACGGUAAUAGUGGAGUCGACUACACUACCAUUAU
Messenger RNA from Salvia splendens (bonfire salvia), 650 nucleotides. RefSeq lists its product as uncharacterized. Lineage: Eukaryota; Viridiplantae; Streptophyta; Magnoliopsida; Lamiales; Lamiaceae. The coding region runs from base 71 to 568 and encodes 165 amino acids. The transcript has a single exon. The record is from RefSeq and is a predicted model, not a curated record.